Molecule: messenger RNA, 1102 nt
Organism: Piliocolobus tephrosceles (Ugandan red Colobus)
Lineage: Eukaryota; Metazoa; Chordata; Mammalia; Primates; Cercopithecidae
Product: 5-hydroxyisourate hydrolase-like
Exons: 4
Coding region: 141-566 (141 amino acids)
Biological process (GO): purine nucleobase metabolic process
Molecular function (GO): hydroxyisourate hydrolase activity
Source: RefSeq, a predicted model, not a curated record
UCGCCCCGAUUCCCCACCAGCGCCCCCUUCCUGGGCUAAGCCCUGCUGGGGCCCUCCUGGUGGGCACGAGGUGGUCCGGGACAGGGUGACCGGCCCCGCCCUUCCCUUUGCCCGCGGGCGUCGCAGUCCCGCAGGGCAGGAUGAGCUCCCGGGCCGCCCCGCGGCUGCUGAGGCUCCAGCGACACCUGGGUCCCCAGGAGGGCAGCAGCAUGGAGCCUACGGACAGCCCGCUGACCACCCACGUGCUGGACACCGCCUCGGGGCUCCCAGCCAGAGGCCUCUGUCUCCGCUUGUCCUGGCUGGAGGACCACAGCCAGCAGUGGAUGGAGCUGAGGACAAGCUACACAGACCCAGAUGGCCGCUGCCCUGGACUCCUGAUGCCGGACCAGAUGAAGGCAGGCACCUACAAGCUCACCUUCGACACUGAGGGCUACUGGAGGAAGAGGGGGCAGGAAAGCUUCUACCCAUACGUGGAGGUUGUGUUCACCAUCACCAGCAAUGCCCAGAAGUUCCACGUGCCCCUGCUGCUGAGCCCCUGGUCCUACACCACCUAUCGAGGGAGCUAGAGUGAAGACUGGCAGCAGGAGGCUGUCUGCCCUUUCCCGCACGCUGGCUGCGCCCACCCAGCCCUCAACAGAGCCCGGCCCUUUCCCGCACGCUGGCUGCACCCACCCAGCCCUCAACAGAGCCCGUGGGCUUCAUGCUCGUCAGGGGAGCACUGGUGUCACCAAUUCCUGGGAAAGUCCUGGCCCCCUGGAGAAUCCCACUGGGCGGCUGUGACUCAGGUGUCAAUAAAGUCAGUGCCAGCACCUGCAAAGCUGUCCGUUUGAUGGGACACCAGUGGCAUGAAGACAGGCAGCACAGUGCAGCACUGCCCCAGCCCCCGGUGAGUGCGGGGCACUCUGAGAAGGUGCUGCUGACUGUGGUCGGAGGUGCGACCAGGGAGUAGGCCUGGACACAGCCUGGACAUGCACCCAGGGAAGGAAGCGACAGGGACACCAUGGGUGAGGGUCCUGCAGGUGGUUCUCCUCCACAGAGCCAGGAAUGAGGAUGGCAAGAAUAUGUGAAAAGCUUUCAUUUGCUGAUGAUAAAAUCUAAAAAA